UCUGAAACAAAAAAUAACUUAUUUUUUUUAGUUGCUGUUGAAAAGGUAAAAAUGCUUUGUUUUGUCUACAAAGCUAAGAUAGUUUUUGUUUAUGAACACAAAAAAAUAUUUAGUUACUAUUAAAAACCAAAAAGAUUGUUUUUUUUUAAUCUUCUUUUCUUGUUUUCAUCAUUACUGUCUAAAGCAAUCAAGAAACCCCACUAGUUCAUAAAUUUGAAAAACAUUUUACUUCUCUUGAUAAGAACAAAAUAAAUGGAAUUUAAUUUAAAAAUAUCCAAAUCCAAAUGAUUUUAUGAUCUGGGGUUGUUUUCAUGGUACUGUAACUUUUUUUUUUUUUUUUUUUUUGUGACUGCAAAAAUGGAGAAUUCUGUAGUUGUUUCUGUUCAAGAAAUGCAUCAAAUACCAACUGAAUUUGAUUCUUCUGCUAAUACCAAUUCAAAUGGAGAGAUAGAACAAGCGACUUUAGCGCAACAGCAGUCAACAAGACGGCCAAACCUCGCCUCUUUGCAAAUACCUUCAAGAUCUUUGGAAAAUGCAUUAUCCAGUUUUACAAGAAUAGAUGUUCCAAGUCCUAACUCUGCCAGAUCAGGGUUGCCCCCAAGGCCCCACUCUGCGAAGUUCAUAUCAUCUAUGAAGAAUCUGAUUCCACAGAAAAGCACUAGGGCCAAAAACGUAACUCUAGAUGGUGAAAAGACAGUUCUCAUUAUCCCAGAUACACCACUUUCAGAUAAGCCUUCAACUUCAAGGUCAUUUUCUCUCAAUAAAGUUUUGUUCUCUUCGACGACAAAAUCAAUCCGCUCUUUACCAGAGACACCAAUGGGAACUGUGGUAAAGCCUGCAGAGGACAAUUGUGUGGAUGCUCACUUAGAGUUAAUUAAACCUGAAGCCCAACAGCACAUGAAGCGUUCGUUUUCAGUGCCUAUACAUGUUAAAAGCAGAAGCUUAAGGAGGGAAGAUUCUAGUGGCCAUCUCAUCCGUGUAAUUUCCAAAGUUGUUCGCCCAACCACGGAUUCUGAUGCCUCAGCAGACAUAACACAAGAAACAGAAAACGCUAUAGAUAAUACUGGUGAAGAUAUUCCCGAGGAAGAGGCUGUUUGCAGAAUUUGUUUUGUUGAACUUGGUGAAGAAAGUGAAACAUUUAAAAUGGAAUGCAGCUGCAAAGGAGACCUUGCACUCGCUCACAAAGACUGCACCUUGAAGUGGUUUAGUAUUAAGGGUAACAAGAUCUGUGAUGUUUGCAAGCAGGAAGUACGAAACCUUCCGGUAACAUUAUUGAAAAUUCAAAAUCCUCCAACUGCUGCCAGAAGGUCCCAAACUGUUACACAGCAGAGAGAAGUGCCUCGUUACAGAGUCUGGCAAGACGUACCUAUCCUUGUCAUGGUCAGCAUGCUUGCAUAUUUUUGCUUUCUGGAGCAGCUUCUGGUGUCUGACUUAGGCGCUCGAGCUCUUGCCAUCUCUUUACCUUUCUCUGUUGUUUUAGGCCUCCUUUCUUCUAUGAUAGCUUCUACGAUGGUCAGCAAGAGUUACAUAUGGGCUUAUGCUUCAUUUCAGUUUGCAAUUGUUAUCCUAUUCGCCCAUAUAUUCUAUGCAGUGCUUAAUGUUAAUGCACUCCUAUCAGUGCUGCUUUCCUCCUUCACCGGGUUCGGUAUUGCAAUUAGUACGAAUUCGCUCCUCGUAGAGUAUUUGAGAUGGAGAGCAAGCAGACGCCUUCGAUCAUCACGUGCACAGACAACCAGUGCCACGCAGCCACACGUUCUGCCUGAUGAUAGAUAUUAUGGCUACCCCACAAGACAACAACAUCACCACGACCACCGCCCUCAUAAUAAUCAGCAGCAACAACACCAACCAUUGCAUCCUGUAGUUGGACAAUCAGAAAAUUCUGGGCUGCCAGAGAUCAGGCUUCAGAGUGCUUAACUCAGAGUUCUAAUAUUUUCCAGAGCAUUGGGUAAAUAGUUCGAAGUCAAAUCCGUAUUUGAUGCUGGUUGUAUUUUUGUGUUAUGAGGAAUUCCUCAUCUUGUGCUACUUUUAUUAGUACCAUGAAAAUUCACUUGGUACUUAGCAGCACAAGAAAUAGGCCACAUAGAAUAUGUGCCAUUAAGGUGAGCAUAGGUAAGUUGUAGAGCAUUUUAUCAUCAAAAGUAUUUGAAAGCAUGGAACUUUGAAUACGUUUGCUACUUUAUGAAAUAUAAAAGGGUGAAUGCUUUUGAUUGAA
Molecule: messenger RNA, 2212 nt
Organism: Lycium barbarum (goji berry)
Lineage: Eukaryota; Viridiplantae; Streptophyta; Magnoliopsida; Solanales; Solanaceae
Exons: 8
Coding region: 358-1914 (518 amino acids)
Molecular function (GO): zinc ion binding
Source: RefSeq, a predicted model, not a curated record